Molecule: messenger RNA, 249 nt
Organism: Rhodofomes roseus
Lineage: Eukaryota; Fungi; Basidiomycota; Agaricomycetes; Polyporales; Fomitopsidaceae
Exons: 1
Coding region: 1-249 (82 amino acids)
Source: RefSeq, a predicted model, not a curated record
AUGAUCCAUGAAUGUACAGUUCUGCGAGCACCCAUUUUCAUUGCAUUCAAUGUAUACCAAGCAGACAAUACAAAACUCAGUAAGCAGCUCACAUUGCCCACUUUACAAGGCCAAGUGGAUUACCGUCUGGUGGGAGUAAUUUAUUUUGGAGGAUUUCAUUUCACCUGCCGCAUUAUCUCAACAGAUGGCAAAAUAUGGUUCAAUGAUGGAAGAGAGACAGGUAAAAAUGUACAAAUGAGGGACAAUUAA